CAUUAAUAUCAUCGAAGUGCGAGUGAUGAUGUGUAAUUUUUUGUUUGUUGCAUUGAUUUAGCUUAUAAAAUUGCAAAUAUUCAGUGUAAAAGGAAUAUGUGUGAACUAAUGUGACGAAAGUUUGUUAAGUAAAGUUGAACAAAAAACAUGUCUGCACCAGACCCGGAAGGUGGACCACCACCGGCGGUGGGAGACCAUGCUUCUGGAAGAACUACACCUGAUUUAAACACAUUGCAGGAGAAUUUUAGUCAACAGCAGGCUAAAAUAACAGCACUGCGGGAACUGGUCCGUCAAACGGAAACAGCUCACGUUAAGAAAACCGCUUCGGCUCAGGAGAAGGUGAAAAAUAUUGCCCAACGGCUAACACAAUACAAAACUAAAGCCACCAAGUCAAGGCUGAGCCGAGCAUCGAGUUCAGAAGUGCAUCCGGAUUUGAUUGCAACUCGCAUCAACGAAGAGGGAGCCGAUGGCAGUUUCGAUAGCUAUCAGACUAUCGACUAUGAAGAACAGCAGCAUAUGUCACUGCCGGUGAUGCCGUUCGUUGGUGGUCCUUCGCAGUUGACACGAGCCCGUUCCGAAACGCCAGGAAGUGAAAAGUUCAAUUUACUUCGACAGCAGAUGGAACAAAAUCGUUUGAAAAUGGCCGAACGUGAGAGCCACAAACGAGAGAUGGAGGAACGGGUUAGUGAACUGAAGCACAAACUUGAAACGACUCAACAAACGUUGGAACGCUCGGUGGAGUACGGAAGAUCAACGGGUGAUUUAACGUUGAUAACUCCAAUGAAAAUAAGUCGACUCGAGUUUAACAAGUCAACGUCCGAUUUGACACAACUGGCAGAUUAUGGUUACGGAGCUUCCAAUUUCGAUGUCGAACGGUUGCGCUAUCUGGAAGGGCGCGUUAAAGUUCUGGAACAGCAGUUGGCUAACAAGGACAGCAUUUUCGCUAAGGACGAACAAGUGGGAAUACUGGAAAGAAAGAUCCUAGAUUUGGAAGAGGCUCUGAAAGAGAAAGAAUGUAUUAUUGAAGCCAGAACGCAAGCAGUUUCACUGAUGACGGAAAAUUUAACCUUGAAGGGAAAGAACACCGUUGAUCUGCUGGAGGAUACUAAGCAGGAAAUGUACCGAAUGCAAACUAAUUUUGUUCAGGCUGAGUCGAACUUGAAAGGAGAAUUGGAUCGCCUCCAGGUCGAGCUGGACGAAAGGAAUAGCAAAAUAUCAAAUUUAGAAGAAAUGAAUAACAUCUUGGAAACGGCUCGGUUUGAUUUGACCGUUGAAAACUCCAGUCUUAAGCAAAAACUAGAAGACGUGCAGGACUUCAGCACGAAGAUAAGCGAACUGAACAAGCUGAAUCAAAGCCUGCAGCAUCGCAUAACUGAACUGGAAAAUCAAAAGUACGAUUUCAUCACGGAUGCUGAAGCCGAACAGGCAAAGUUUGGUGAAAGUGAUGAGAAGUACCGCGAGCUACUGGACCGCAUUCAUGAGCUGGAGGAAGAGCUAUCGAAAAAAUCCGCUCCCGAAGAUGAUUUGCUGGAAAAGAUUCGCUCAUCGGAAGCGACAAUCGCCGCUCAAGCCCAACAAAUCGAGUCACUCCAGCAGCAGCAAGCCGAACUGCAGGAGUGCCUCCAGGAGAAAACCGUGGAAUUGAACGUGCUGAAUGCCAACUUUUCGGUACUGCAGGAGAAAUUAAAAACAGCCGGACCGAAACCACUGUUCCCGAAAUCGGCCGAAGAGGAAGCGGAAGUAGAAAACAGUAAACUCAAGCAACAGUUGGAUGAAGCCAACAAAAGUGCCAUCAAGUCUAAGCUGAAGAUCAAACAACUGCAGAAGCAGGUCGAUUCUUUCAAAAAAACAUCCAGCGUUCACGAGGAAGUCGUCCGGUUAACAAACGAAGUUCAGUCACUUACGCAACGUUUAGCCGAAGUUGAAGAAGAAAAAGGUAACCUGCAGCUGCAUCUGGUCAACUACGAUGGCUCACUGCCGGGUUCGGAACUCGAGAAGCGGAUUAAAAUUCUCGAAGCCACCUGUCAGAACCAAACUACUGCCAUUCAAUUGUUGGAAGAACAGAAGAUCGAUAUGAGUGAUGAUUUGAACAGUACCCGUCAGCAGCUAGAAACGGUGCGCGGUCAGGUACGGGAACAGCAGCGAAGUGACGAUGAGCACACGGGACGUAUUUCAUGUCAGAUAUCGUCGAUCGAAAUCGAGGAAAAGCUGGAACAGUGCGUAGCCGACCGGGAAGAGAUGACUGCCCAGCUGAAGCGACUGGAAGCGGAAAAGUUGGACCUCCAGCAGAGACUGGACCGCUACAUGGUGGAGAAUAUUGAGUUGCUGGAUAAAAUCGAAAAGCUAAGCCUGGAGAAGGUCAGUUCGGCGGAAUCGAUUGAAAUUGUGGAAGGUUUAACACCGAAGGAAAAACAGGAAAUCGAGAGCUACGAGGCAAGCAGGGCGAUCGGUGAUCCGGACGGUGGUACGGAUGAAGUGGAUCGAUCCAAGCGACGACACGACGGUGAAACGGCACAGGAAUUACGAGCUGGUGACGACGGUGGCGAGGGUGCCGAAGAAGAAGAAGAAGGAGAAGAUUUGAAUGACAGUCUGGUGAAACUGCGGGAAGAAAGCUCGGAACUUAUGCACCGAAUCGAACUGUUUACCAACGAGCGGCGAGAGGUGCUGGGCAAACUGGAAGCGGUGACAAUCGAAAAUCAAGCUCAUCUGGAUGAGUUGGAACAGUUACGCGAAGAACAUCGGCUGUUGACUGAUCGUCACAGGGAGCUGAUGGCAAGUGAAGCAGAUCUGCGUCAAAAAAUGACCGAGCUGUUGAAUGAAAAGACUGCUUUGGUCGAAGAACUUCGGGAAGCGAAGCAGUUGAAGGUGAAACUGGAGGUCGAGGCCAGCGAGUCUAGCUCGAGCCAAAGUUCACCGGCCAGGAUUCCAAUAGACCGAAGCUUGUUCGAGCAGGCUCUCCGUUCGGUCGACAACGAAGUUAGCAACUACAAUAAGAACAAAGAUAAAAAUAAAAAGUUACAAAUCUCCAAGAAACUCUCACAGGAUGCGAAAAAUUUGCAAAAGAUGGCCAACGGUUUACUGGAUGAGUACUGCAAGAGUGUGGAAGAUUGCGAGGAGAUGCGAGGCGAGAUAGAACAGUUGAAGCAAAAGUUGUGUCAUUUGCUGCCGGAGGCUAAGGAGCAACCGGAAUUCGAAGAGGUAGCAGCACUGAAAGCUCAAAUUAUGGAUAUCACACGGGCGCAGAUCGACAAAGUGGAACAGAUAGACGAGUUGAGAGAUGAGAUAGAUAGGAAGAAUGAGCUGAUUUCACAGUUGAAGCAUGAAAUGGAAAUACUGAGAGACGCGGAAAAGUCUUCGGAUGAGGAACCGGAACUGCUGAAGGUUGAACUGAACAGCCGGAAUGACGAAAUACGUGAACUGAAGAAGGAACUAGAUACGCUAGCCGUGAAGAAAACCUGUGAGGUUGAGGACCUGCAAUCUCGGCUGGGAGCGGCUAGUAAGGAAAUUGAUAUUCUGAAAGAAUUGGUGGCAGAACAAAAACAGCAGCUGAUCGAUUCGUAUCAGGAGCAUGAAAAUGAGUUGGCAGGUAAAAUGAAAGAAAUACAUAACUACGAAAAUCGAGUCAAGCAAAUGCAGGAGGAAAUCGAUAGGAUGAUUCAGCAUGCCAAUCAGGAUGCAGAACGCUAUUCGGAUAACCUCAAAGAGCAACUGGCCGAGUUGAAUUCGUUGGUGACGCAGCAGAAGAACGAGGCUGACCUCAAACAGGAAACGAUUGAUACUUUGAACGGUCAAAUCGUAGAAUUGUACAAGACAAUGGAAGACAACGCCACUAGGAUCAUCGAGAAGGAAGAUGAAGUGCAAUUCCUACAGGAACUGUUGGAUGCCAAAAACGAUGAAAUUCAAAUGUUGCAGACGAAACUAACCACCAAUCAGACCUCUCUCGAUGCCGUGCACAAACAGCUGCAGGAAGCGUUGGCCGUUCCGAUUCCACCAGCGAUUGACGUUUCCCGGUUGGAAGAACUGGAAGCAUCCAAUCGCGAACUUGACGGAAAGAAUAAAGAUCUAAUGGAAAAGUUGAGAAAAUUUGCUGCAAAUCUUAAGAAAAAACACGCCCAAUGUCAAGAGUUGGAAGAUAAGCUUACCGUCAAUCAACAAGAACUGGAAGAGUUGCGUAGUUCAGCAGCUUCGUCUGCGUCUGCGAUGUCCAGCGAAGAAGAGCUCAAAUCGGAGAACGAAGAGCUAGCUCAGAAAUUACACCACCUAAAUAAUGAACUGCACAAGUUGCUGCAGCAAAAGUACACUUUGGAAUCGGAAAAGCAAUCGAUAGCACAUGAGCUUACGGCUCAAGUAGAACGAGCGAGCGUAGCGGAACAGAAACUACAAUCAGUAGAAGGCAAACUGGCACAAAUGGGCGAAGAACUCGGCACGCUGCAGGAGGAUGUUGGAUCCAAGCAUGUGAAGAUCGAAAAAUGUAAAGCAAUUAUCAAGGAGAAGAUUAAGGAAAUUCAGCGGCUGCAGGAGUACGAACGGAAGACGGCCUAUCUGGAAGAUGAACUGCGAAUGUCUCAGAGUAAACUGGAAGACUUUCACAAUCAGACGCUGCUGAUUGGUAAAUUGAAAACGGACAAGGAAGAGAUGAAUGGUGUGCUGAGGGCCGAAUCGGAUCGUAACAAGUCACUGGAACGGGAAGCCAUCGAUACGUCGGAGAAGAUCCGAAAGCUGGAGAUAGAUUUGGAGCUGACGGACGAAGAGAACAGAAAGUUACGAGGUCAAAUUGCCAAACUGGAAGAAGGCCUGUCCCUGGUGGAACAGAGAAGAAAUUCUUUGGAACGACAGAAGAAACUGCUGGGCGAAGAACUGACGGAGAAGUCCCAGGAGUUUAGUCAGCAUGAGGAUGAGCUUAUGCAGCGAUUGGUCAAUCUUUCACAGCAUGAUGAGGUAGUUGAGGCGAAACUACGGGAGAGAGAGGAAGAGCUGGUAGAUUUGGGUGGUAAACUGCGAGAAGUUGAACAUCAGCGGGAUCAACUGCAACGGAAGACCGAACAGUUGGAGAUCCAGAUGGUGGCUCAUGAGCAAGCGUCGCAACGUUCGUCGGAAUUGGAAAAUGAAAACUACAAUCUCAAUCUGACGUUAACCAGUCUCCAAGUCGAUCUGAAACGUGCCGUUUCCGAUCUGGAGGUGAAACUGACGGAGAAGGACACCGAAAUCGAUCAAUUGGAAGUCGAGCUCACCAAUCAACUGGCGAAAAUUGAAAACGAACGCAAACAGUUGCAGGAGAACUUGGAACGAUCGCACGACAAAAACACCGAUCUUCAGGAUGAACUCGUUCGACUGCAGGAAAGUGUAAACUCGUUGGAACAGUUCCGGUCCGAUCUGGAAAAAGAGGUGACCUGGCUGAAGAUGCAAAACGAAAGUUUGCAGCAGGACAGCAGUGAACUGCAGGAGCUUCGAAUGCAAAUCGUGCAAGAUCAGACGGAACUGGAAAAUCUACGAGCGCAGAAUGAAACUUUGGCACAAAACCAUCAGUGCGAAAUCAACGCGUUGCGUCAGCAGAUUGCAGACAUGGAGGCCAUCCGGACACAGCUGAGCCAGAACCAAACGGACGAUCAGGUGUUUGUGCAGAAUGAGAUCAUUAAACUGAAGGAUCUUUUGGAGCAGAAAGAAGCGGAAAUUGGCAAGCUGGUGCAGGCCAAUUUGCAGCUGCAGAUGUCGGCUGCUAGUGGUGGAGUUUCGGCAAUACGAGAUCCGUUCCGAAAUCUACAGGAAUCGUCGGAACGAUCGGCCAUCGCCAUGGAGGAAAAGAUCCGUGAGCUAGAGAACGAUGCAGUGUGGAAAGAUUCCCGCAUACAGGAGUUACAGAUCGAGAAAGAUUUGGCGGAAGGCAGUGUGGACGAACUUCGAAAGCAACUGCAUUUGCUACAGGCACGCAUCGAACGAGACGAAGUCGUGGAGGCUCAGCUCGCGGAAAAAAGCUCCCAGCUUGAAGCGAUGAGUAAACAGCUUUUCGGAACGGUUUCGCAACCACAGCACAUUGCGUCUACCGCGCAUCUCUUCGCAUCUCCAUCGCAAUCCGGUUCCGCUUCGUUGUUUGAUGCUGUCGGAGAUUGGACGGAACCUUUCGCGAUGCAGCAAUCGACAAAGCCAAAUGUUGAUGAUGACGAUGAAAAUCGUCUUCGCGAAGAAAUCAUUCAGCUGAAAACGCAAAACGAAACUGCCACUCGGGAAAUCGAGCAACUACGCGCGCAACUGAAUGCAUUUAUCGAUCGUGAUGAUGAGCUACAUCAGUUGAAGGAUGAAAUUGACAUUCUGCGAGCGCAAAAUGCUUCCCUAAGCUACGAACUGGAAGUGAAAUCGUCCAAACUGAAAGACGUGUCACAGCAAUUGCAAAGCGAUCAGAUGAAGGUAGACCAACUGGAGGAACAGAUUAAACGGCAGCAAGCUCCAGCCGUCGUAUCUUCGGUAGCAUCAUUCUUCACCGACACCGAUGAUUCCUCUUCUGCACUGAAUCCGCCAGUUUUCGAAGACAUCAUCGUUCCCAAGCGAACUUAUCUUUGCACGCCAAGUCAAUCGCAGGAUCACGAAAUGAUUGCGGAGCCGGUUGUAGCGUCGUCCAAUAUCUCCCUGCAAGCUGCAGUUCCUACAACAACCGCCGAUGGAACCUUAGAAUUAUCCGCUCAGAAUCAACAACUCAAGUUGCAGCUGGACCUACAAUCAGCGACUGUCGAGCAGUUGGAACAAGAGCUGAACUCCGUUCGACAGCAAAGUGCUUCACUGCAACAACAGCUCGACGAAAUUCGACAACAGAAACGGACGAUGGAGGAACGAGAAAGUCAACAGCAGGAACUGUUGAAUAAUCUGCGAACCGAACAUCAACAGCAGCUUGCGGUCAUCCAGGCGGAAAAACAAACCGAACUCGAUCUACUACGGAUCCAGUCGCAAAAAAAUCAAACCGAGCUCCGAGAAAGCGAUGAGUCCUAUCGGCUGUUGGUGGAUGAAUUGGAAAUCUCGAGAAUAAACAAUGCUUCACUGUUGGCCGAGGUGCAGGAGAAAUCCGACAAAAUUCAACGAUUCCGUCACACCUUAACGGAAGCGGAAACGAAAAUUGUCCAACUAGAGGAACAGUUAGCCGUGGCCGCCGAGGAGAAACCACGGCAAGUGGCAAGCAGUUUGUUUGGAUCAUCCGAACAGCCGCGAGAACCGGUGUUCGAGGAAAUCGUUCAGUCUAAGCGAGCGUUUGUGAUGCAACCGCCUCCUCCGGCAACGGUGGACAUCGACGAGGACUGCUGCUGGGGUACGGAGGAAGCGAUGCUGGAAGCGAAACAUCAACAGGUCAGCGAAAAGGAUGACUACAUACGGCAGCUGGAACUGGAGAAGGAACGACUGCAACAGGAAAUCAUCGAACUGAAAGUGAAGUCCGGAAAGUUGCUGAAAAAGACAAAAGAGUACAAGAUGAAGUGCGACAGUCUGGAGCGGCGGUCAGCAUCGGUCGAAACCAGCGAGCUGGAUCUGGCAAUUCAGGAAGAAUUGAAUGGGCGGAUCAAAACACUGGAGACUAAACUGGGUGAGAUGCAGGUGGAACGUGAGAAAAUGCUGACCGAAAAGGAUUCGUUGGUGAAGCGAAAUGAUAUGCUGGUUGCUGCCAGCGAGCGUUUCACCGAGAUGAAGGAUCGCCAGGAUGUACAGCUCGAAAUGCAACAGGCCAAGAUAAGGGAGUUGAAUGCCAAAGUGCAGCGGCUGGAGGAUUGGGAUGAAACCAGUGAACAGCGAGUGGUGAAGCAACCAUUGGAAAGUGCUUCCGCCGGGGAAGAUACCGGUCAGUUGAAGGCUCAGUUAGACGAACUAACCGGAGAACUGAACGAUCUAAAGGUAGACAAUGAAGAGCUGCAAGCCCUGUUGGACGAAGAGAAAGCCAACGUAGCGAUACUGGAGAAACGUGUGCAGCAAAAAGACAGCGAGAUUCAAACCCUAAUGGAUCAAAUCGACGGUCUGUCGCAGGACUCUCGGACGAUCAAAUCCAGCUUGGAAAGUCUGAAUCAGCAAAAGUCACAGGAAACCGUAGAUUUAAGUCAACGGCUUAACGAGUUGAUGAGUAAAAACACCGAUCUGACGCAUCAGAUCGAGAAAAUGCGCACCGAAAGCAUGUUCCAUUCGUCCGAGCAGGAAGCACAAUUGCAACAGCAGUUACAACAGCUUAGCGCACAGCUUCAGUACAAGGAGGCGGAAAUAGUUCAUUUGAAUGAACGGAUACAGCAGCAGGCGCUUGAGGAUCAAACGGAAUCACUGGUGCAGGAGAUUCUCGGUAAGAAUCAGGAAAUAACAGCACUCAAAUCACGCAUUCAGCAACUCGAUGGCGAACGACAGGAACUGGAACACAAUCUUACGCUUCAAAUAAGCCAGGAGCUAGCCUCGACUCGACCGGAAGACAAGCAGUGCGUUCGCUUAGCUGAACUGGAGCGAGCCAACAAAGAUCUGCUGGACGAGCGGAAACAAAUGGAACAGGAAUUGGAAAUACUGAACGAUCAGGUAAUUCGAAGUCUCGAGUUCGAAGAUCGUAUGAAGAGUACCGUUCUGGAUUUGGAUGCCAAGAACAUCGAAAUACAAGCCCUGAAAGCAUCACUGGAACAGAUGAAGCAAACGAAUGCCGCCGGUGCCGGUCAAAACACACCGGAGAAGGUUCAAACCGACGUCGACGUCGACGUCGAUCUCAGGAAGCAAAUAGAAACAUUGAGCAGAGAACGAGCCGACUUGGAAGCAAACUAUCGCAUCACUCUGGAACAGCGGGACGCCCACUGGGCGGAGGUUGUGGAUGAACGUGGUUCACAGGUUGCGGAAAGUUGGAAGCAACACGUCGACAUGCGAGAAGCAGAAUUUUCCAUAGUGGAAAAAAGUUUGCGUGAGGAAAUUCAGCGAUUACAGGAAGGCAAGCCAGCCACCACCACCACCGAAGAAGAAGAAGAUUCCCAGAUGGUUCAGAAAAUGAAACAAGCCCUCGAAAGCCAAGAGGUGGAAAUUGUUACCCUGAAAGAACAGCUCGCUAUCCGAAGUGCCGAGUAUGCACGGCUUGCCGCUCAGGUGGACCCGUUUGCCGUGAAGCAUGCAGCCUCGAUGGUUACCAGUGAGCCACGAUCUCAACCGACCGAUGACGAUAAAGUUCCUCGUUCCGAGCUGGAACUGGCACUGUACAUGAUCUAUCAGCGUGACAUGCGGUGCGACGAGUUGGAGCUGGAAUUGCGCAAUUUACUGGAAGAACGUGAUGCUCUGCAGUUACGGCUGUCCAACGCUCUCCGACAGCAGGAGGAGUUCAAGCGGAAACUAGUCGUCACACAUCCGGAUGAAGCAUCUGGUGAUUCGAGUGACAUUUCGAAAACCACCACUCCGGAGAAAACGUUGCAGCAGAUUGUCCAGGAAUCGGGUAUCAGUGGUGGCACCGUGCCGUCCGACGCCACCGAACUAUCCAACAAGCUGUCGGAGUUGCAUUCCAUCGGUCAUGCUAAGGAUAAGCGGCUGCAGGAGGAACGAGACCAGCGCUACCGUCAGCUGACAUUGAUCCAGCGAGAUCUUGCCAAUAUGCCGUUGGAGGCGGCCGCCAAAAUUGCCGGAACUAGUAUCUCUCAAACGUCGGAAUCGUCCCCGCAGCAGCAAAAUCAACAGAGCGCCUCAUCCGUACUAAUCAACUGGAUCCUAGGAAAAAAAUCCGACUCCUAAAAAAAAUUAAUUUUCUGUAUUUAUGUGUAGUCUUGAAAAUAAUGAAAUUUUAACUAACAUUUACGAUGAUUGAUAUGUGUUAGAAGUGUACAACGGGAAUGUAGUUUGUUUUAGCGAGCUUAUUUGUCAAACAAUCUAAUGGCGUUUUCGUUUUUAACUUGCACUACACCGGUGCAGUGCUACACUGAGGCUUGAAUAAACGAACAAAAAUGACGAAAACAUAAACAGUAACCAUUGACUACAAUACAUGAUUACAUUGCACAGAGCUACACCAAACUUUUGAUGAGUGCUACACCAGUGGUAUCGGUGCAGAAAAAGUGUAGCACUGGUGUAGUGCAAUUGGCAAAAACGAACGGUUUCAGUGCAGCUUUCGCUACACCAGUGUAGUGCAAUUUAAAAACGAAAACGACAUAAGUUACACAUCAUCCGAAGGGCAGAAAUUACACAUCAUCCGUGCGAACGAGUUAUCCGUUUUUCGACAUUCUACGACAUUUUGGCGUCAGUAACUUUUUUUCCACACGCUCGGUAAAAGUUGUACACUGACGACCCCACAUGACACGGUGGCAUUUAAUUUAGAGAGCUAAUCCCUUUCCAUCGGAAUUUGUAAUGUCCCCACCACCCUCUUUUUUUUCUAAGCUGAAACUCGCCCCGAUCCUCGGACAUAUCGUGGGCCUCACCUCUGUCUGUAAUGCUAUAGACUACGAACCCUCUACGAAGAUAAAAAGAAGAUCGGCUGUUGUAGAGUAGCAAACGAUGAAAAAACAAUAAUGAAUUUAUUCCUGGUAUGUUAGUAAAAUCGAAUUGAUGAGAAACGUACUUCUGGUCAGUGAUUAUUCACCCAAAAAAAAAAAAUCACAAUGCAAGCAAUCCUAACAUUUAUGUUCAGCAUCGUUGCGAUUGGUGGUUGCCUAAAUUGCUAGGUCAAGAUUUUGUACAAAUCGCACCGUUUUUUUGUGAUUACCACCCUUUUUUAUAUAAUUUGUCAAGUGAGUGUAAUAUAUUCCAUUGAUUGAAAAUAAAAAUGUACCUAUAAUGACAGUUUAAAAA
This is a messenger RNA of Malaya genurostris, 10752 nucleotides long. Its product is annotated as protein lava lamp-like. The transcript has 6 exons. The record is from RefSeq and is a predicted model, not a curated record. Bases 148 to 9705 code for a protein of 3185 amino acids. NCBI's taxonomy places the organism in Eukaryota, Metazoa, Arthropoda, Insecta, Diptera, Culicidae.